CCCUAGACUAUAGUCCAUACAUCAAAGAUAUAGACGGACCCGUCCAUAGUCUAGCUUGAUAUAACCUAUUGUAGUUAAGGGACCACUGUACCACAUAACAGCCUAUAGAUUGAAACAUAGUUGAUGCCAUGUUUCAAUCCAUCAUCGGCAAGAACGGGACUGAAUCACCCGAACCUGUCAAAGCAGAAGUAACAGGAUGUGUCCCUGAGUGGCUACAAGGGACAUUGCUGCGCAAUGGGCCUGGUCUCUUUAAAGUGGGAGACACUGAAUACAAUCACUGGUUUGAUGGCAUGGCCUUAAUUCAUAGUUUCACCUUCAAAGAUGGUGAGGUGUACUACAGGAGUAAAUUCCUGAGGAGUGACACCUUCAAGAAAAACACUCAGGCAAACAAGAUUGUUGUGUCAGAAUUUGGGACCAUGAUCUAUCCCGAUCCCUGCAAAAACAUAUUUUCAAAAGCCUUCUCCUACCUUCUCGCUGCCAUCCCAGACUUCACAGAUAACAACCUGAUAAACAUCAUUAGAUAUGGUGAGGACUACUAUGCCUCAUCAGAAGUCAACUACAUGAAUCAAAUUGACCCAAUGACCCUAGACGUAAUUGGAAAGAUGAACUACAGGAAUCACAUUUCUCUGAACAUGGCGACUUCACACCCUCACUACGACGAUGAGGGAAACACCUAUAACAUGGGAACUGCCCUCAUGAGGUUUGGCACGCCCAACUAUGUCAUCUUCAAGGUUCCAGUAAAUGCAUCAGAUAAGGAGCAUAAGAAGCCUGCCCUGCGGAAGGUGAAGCAGGUCUGCAAUAUACCGUGUCGCUCUACCCUCUUUCCCAGCUACUUCCACAGCUUCGGCAUGACAGAGAAUUACAUAAUCUUUGUCGAGCAGCCAUUCAAACUGGACAUCCUCAGACUGGCCACAGCUAUAUUUAGAAGCAUCAACUGGGCCAGCUGCCUCAAAUAUGACAAAGAGGACAUUACGCUGAUCCACCUGGUCGACAAGAAGACUGGGAAGGCUGUGUCCACCAAGUUCUACACAGAUGCCCUGGUGGUUUUCCACCACAUCAACGCCUACGAGGAUGACGACCAUGUAGUGUUUGACAUGAUCACCUACAAAGACAGCAAUCUGUAUGAAAUGUUCUACUUAGCGAACCUGAGAAAGGAAACCCAUGAAUUCAUUGAGAGCCACAAGGACAACUUCUCCCCACCAAUCUGCCAGAGAUUUGUGUUGCCUCUCACUGUUGACAAGGAUACUCCAAAAGGAACAAAUCUUGUGAGGCUCAAAGACACAACAGCCAAAGCAGUGAUGCAGAGAGAUGGCUCGCUGUAUUGCCUGCCUGACACAAUAUUUGAAGGUUUGGAGUUGCCAAGGAUGAACUACAAAUUCAAUGGCAAGAAGUACCGUUAUUUCUAUGGCUCAAGAGUGGAGUGGACUCCACACCCAAAUAAGAUUGGGAAGGGGGACAUUGUGACCAGAAAGUACAUUGAGUGGACAGAAGAGGACUGCUACCCCUCUGAGCCUGUGUUUGUUGCCACACCAGGAGCUGUGGAGGAGGAUGAUGGAGUCAUUUUGUCCUCAGUCGUCUCACUCAAUCCAAAGAAAUCCCCCUUCAUGCUUGUCCUUAAUGCCAAAACCUUUGAGGAAAUUGCUCGUGCCUCAAUCGACGCCAGCAUUCACAUGGAUCUGCAUGGACACUUCAUUCCCACACAGAGCACCAACUGACAUAGCCAGCAGAGGGCACGAUUGUACCGUAAUAUUGUAGAGGGUAAAGUAUUACUCCCAACCAUAUAAAGUUGAUGUCCGUGCCCCCCGUGGAAAUUAAAUUGGCAUAAUUUGCAUAAUAAACAAAAAUCCCCAUCAAAAUCCUUCAGUUUAAAGUAGAGAUAUCUGUUUCGUGUGGGCUGCGUCUCAAUCCACCGCAUCCGACAAUGACGGCCUUCCACAUCUGCGGUAGAAGGUAGCAGAGCUACAAGAUCAUGUCUAGAUGGGAUACAGAUUGUCAAACCUCAAAAGGUUGUCAAACCUCAAAAGGUGAUUAUUUUAGCUAACACUAACCCCUUUCCUAACCUUAACCUAAUUCUCCUAACCUGCUACUUUAAUUAUCGUAACCUGCUGUGUAAAUUCUUAACCUGAUACGAAAAGUAAAUCUGUUAUUUCAUGAAUUAAUCUGUUACUCAAUGUGUUUCUAUGGGCUAAUAGCAGUAAGACCAAAUUCAAUGUUUUAUCAAAUAUUUUUUAAAUAAAACAUUGUAUACCUACAGGGGUGUUAAAAUUCUAAAUCAAAUAUGU
Molecule: messenger RNA, 2282 nt
Organism: Salvelinus namaycush (lake trout)
Lineage: Eukaryota; Metazoa; Chordata; Actinopteri; Salmoniformes; Salmonidae
Product: beta,beta-carotene 15,15'-dioxygenase-like
Exons: 11
Coding region: 129-1715 (528 amino acids)
Biological process (GO): carotene catabolic process; retinal metabolic process
Molecular function (GO): beta-carotene 15,15'-dioxygenase activity; carotenoid dioxygenase activity
Source: RefSeq, a predicted model, not a curated record